This is a messenger RNA of Paramisgurnus dabryanus, 3827 nucleotides long. RefSeq names its product eukaryotic translation initiation factor 4E type 2-like. The record is from RefSeq and is a predicted model, not a curated record. Gene Ontology annotation, cellular component: eukaryotic translation initiation factor 4F complex; cytoplasm. Gene Ontology annotation, biological process: proteolysis; translational initiation. Gene Ontology annotation, molecular function: translation initiation factor activity; calcium-dependent cysteine-type endopeptidase activity; RNA 7-methylguanosine cap binding. Lineage: Eukaryota; Metazoa; Chordata; Actinopteri; Cypriniformes; Cobitidae.
GAUGUCGCGCUGUCCACCACAUGCGCGUCUUUCCGGUUAAAGGAUGGUUUGCUCUCUGAAUCAGUGUUUAUGUUCAAUUUUGUAUUUUUUGAGUGUUUUAUCGACCGCCGAGUAGUGACAGUCGAUCUCUUAAAGGAUAUAACUUCGUCUUAAUUCAUAUGUGGUCAUGACUCAUGUCAUUCAAAACAACCAGCACUAUGUACAGCGGGUUAGCAGCAGCAUCCCAACCUAGCUGAAGAAACGGUUGCCAUGCAAACAGAGACUGAGCACAAUGGGAUAUUUGUCGAUACGAGCUUCCCCGCUGAUGACUCCUCCCUCUUCUGUGACUACACCACGCCCCUCUCCAGUGUGCUGGGCGAGGUCACAUGGCUCCGCCCACAGGAGAUCUGUGAGCAUCCUCAACUCUUCCCUGAUGACCCUGUUGGGGCAAACCCAAAGCAAGGCAUUCUGGGAGACUGCUGGUUGCUCUGUGCCUGCUCCAUGUUACUCAAGAACCAGCAUUUGAUGAACAAGGUAUUUCCACAGGAACAGCCUUUAUGGGGUGACAGUGGUUACCACGGUGAUUUCCGGUUCUGCUUCUGGUGGAACGGGCACUGGAUAGAGGUACGAGUGGAUGACCGGCUGCCCUGUAUCAAUAGCACUCCCUGCUUCUCGCGAUGUCAGAGCCCCAGAGCAUUCUGGGUGGCACUGCUGGAGAAAGCAUAUGCCAAGUUACACGGUUCAUAUGAGCGUUUGUGGGCGGGGCAAGUAUGCGAGGCCAUGGUGGACUUAAGUGGAACCAUUGCAGAACGAUGGAGUUUAAAAAGAAUGGAGUCACCACAACAGUCCAACAAAAUCCAGACUCAGGACACACCCAAUGGGAUGAGUCUAUCACAACUUUCAGAUGAAUUGAAAAAGCGAUGUUCCAUCAGCUGCUCUGUUCACAGCGCCACCACUGGAGUCCUAGAGCUUGGCCAGUUUCACGCCAUGAGUGUGAUGGAGUGGACAAAUGCAAUAACAAAAACUGGUGAUCGAGUGCAGCUAAUCAGGAUUCGAAAUCCCUGGGGUAGAAGGAGUUGGGGCGGGACCUGGAAGGAGAGUGGAUCAGGGUGGAGUUGUCUAGAACCAGCAUGUGCUCAGGCUCUGCUGGGCCGUACGGCAGAGGGGGAAUUCUGGAUGGACGAGACGGAAUUCCUGCAGGAAUUUGAUGAGGUCACAGUGAGUUACCCGAUCAGUGAGACAGGACACCUCCAGAGCAUUUACACAGGUGCUUUUCUAACCCACAGUCACCAGAUCGGAGGCCGCUGGGUCAAAGGUCACUCUGCAGGCGGCUGCCGUAACAACAGCACUUUUAUCACCAAUCCUAAAUACUGGCUGAAGGUGUGUGAGAGGGGAGAAGUGUUGCUGUCAUUGAUGCAGUAUGCAAUACCUGAACCACCAGCAGAGGGCGGUGUGAAGCAGCACCCACACCUGCAGGCCAUUGCACUUCACGUGUGGAAGGUGGAGAUGAAGCGCUUUAACCUGAUGCAGACCAUCAGCAGCCCACCCCUUGUGUCACACACACAUGCGUACGACCGUGAGGUGGUUUUACACACACACCUGAGCUCUGGGUUUUACCUGCUGGUUCCUAGCACCUUCGUGCAGGGAGCUGAAGGACGGUUUCUUCUGAGAGUUCAUUCAUCCUGUAUGACCUCUCUUAGUGUGAUGAAAUCGGCGACUCCUUCCCAGCACUGUUCAGAAGGAGAGUGGGAGUCCAUCAGCUCUCGUGGAUGUUGGACUGUCGGUUCGACUGCUGGAGGAGGUCGCAACUUCCCCACACAUGGGCGCAACCCCCGCAUACCCCUCGCUGUGACCUAUGACCCUGGAGGGAACAAUGUUAGGGUCACUCUACGUCAAAACAGGCCAGAAGAUGCCUUACAUGCCAUUGGCUUCCAUAUUUAUCAGGUACCUGAUGGUGGCUCUCUCUCCUCAUUGGCCACUAAUGUCACGUCUCCGGUGGUUAGCUGUGUGCCUCAUGCCCAUUCCCAGGAAGUCAGCGUGUUUUGCCGUCUGCAGCCGGGCGAGUACGCUGUAAUUCCCUCCACAUACCAGCCUGAUCUCAGCGCUCACUUUACACUGACCUUAGCACGCAGGAUAUAUCGCCUGAAAGAUGAUGACAGUGGAGACCAUGACCAGGAAAACAACGCACCGAAAGAUGGGGAGAAGGAAAAAAAUGAUGACGAGGAGAAGGAUUCAAACACUAAGAGAAAGGCAGUGGUCCCAGGGGCCGGCGAGCACCCUCUCCAAUACAACUACACAUUUUGGUAUUCUCGCCGUACACCAGGACGGCCGGCCAGCACGCAGAGCUACGAACAGAAUAUCAAACAAAUCGGGAGCUUUGCUUCGGUGGAGCAGUUCUGGCGUUUUUAUAGUCACAUGAUCAGACCGGGCGAUCUGACUGGUCACAGUGAUUUUCAUCUGUUUAAAGAAGGAAUCAAGCCCAUGUGGGAGGAUGAUGCUAAUAAGAGUGGAGGUAAAUGGAUCAUUCGGCUUCGUAAAGGUCUGGCGUCUCGCUGCUGGGAGAAUCUGAUCUUAGCAAUGCUGGGGGAACAAUUUAUGGUAGGAGAGGAGAUCUGUGGAGCUGUCGUGUCCGUUCGCUUUCAGGAGGAUAUUAUUUCUAUCUGGAAUAAGACGGCCAGUGAUCAGGCCACCACUGCUCGCAUUAGAGACACUUUACGCAGAGUUCUCAAUCUGCCUCCUAAUACCAUUAUGGAGUAUAAAACACACACCGACAGUAUCAAAGCCUGGGAGGAUUUCCAUGGUUUAGUAAAUGCAGCUGGAGGUCGCUAGUGUUUUAUCCCAAAUAUUAUGGUGAUAAUAUUCCCAAAGAAGACGACAUGCCAAAAGACGAUGACCUGAUAAUUGAUUUUCUGUUGAAAAAAAACAAAACAAGGGAUCUCGUCAGCAUGAGAGGUUUUACCACCAAAAGCAGGUGGAUUCUGUUUUAUCACAUUACCUGAAAGCUGUUACACAAGAAAGAACCAAAUCAUCGAAAUGCAAAAGAGUUUAUCGGCUGAACCAAGAGGUUGACAUAUCAGAGAAAAGUGGGUGGAGCCAGUGGGACCACGGAGCUCAGCCGCUGUGAUCUGAACUACAUGCUGGGAACUGCCACGGUUGUCCAAAUAAAAUUACACACCAUUGUGUAGUACAGACACGUUUACCCAAAUUAGCAUUUGAAUAAUGCAGUGUCUAAAAAAAAGAUGGACUGAGCAGAAAGACGGAUUUUGUUUAGGUCAUGUGCGGUCACAGGUUGAUGGGAAUAUUUUACUACAGUGCAGUAUUUUAGCUACAGUGUUGAGAUUUGUUUUAACGUAGAUCUGUUGUACAAAAAAAUGAGUUAUAUUUCUAAACCUAUUUGAAAAGAUUUAAAAUGGAGACUUUAUUUCUUGUUGAUAAGAGUGUAAACCCAAAGGACAGAGCCCUCCCUGAGGUGAGUACCAUGGUGGGUACCAUGCUGCCUGAUUCACUGUGCCUGGCCUUCAGGCCUUCGCCUCCAACAAAACGGAUUUUCAAAAUCACUGGCAUUUUGCUGGGGGGAGGCGUCACUAGAUGUGUCGUGUGAUGUCAUCGCUCUAGCGUUCUUUUAAUAGAAGUCCUGGUUUCAGAAUCGACAGAAAUCAAACUGUUUUUUUCAUGGAUAUGUAGUGUUAACACUGAUGUGAAGUUAAUGGGGGCUCUAGUAUCAAUACUGCCUGAAAUUCAGUGCUGGUGCUGGAUAACGUUGUAUUUGCGGUACAAAAAAAGAGAAAAUGUGGUUUGUAAUUAUGAUUGAUGACAGCAAUAAAUGUUGAUUAUGCAUCUGCUGCUAA